Messenger RNA from Spodoptera exigua (beet armyworm), 1036 nucleotides. Lineage: Eukaryota; Metazoa; Arthropoda; Insecta; Lepidoptera; Noctuidae. The record is from the annotation of a GenBank genome assembly.
CUCAAGUACCGCCCGAAUAUGGCAGACGUGCAUUAUAAUUUGGGAAUAUUGCUACAAAACCAAAGACGUUACAGCGAUGCUAUCAAAAGUUUCGAGAGAGCAAUUUACUUUAGACCUUCAAUGGCUCUCGCGUAUGUGAAUCUCGGGACAUCAUUAAUGGCCGACGGGCGUUUAGCUGAAGCAGCAAGUGCGCUUCGAGCUGGUUCCCGGGCCGAGGGAGUGCGUGUACGCGACCGGAGAGAACACGACGCUGCACGAGUGUCAGCUCUAGUACAGCUUGCAGCUUUACAUUCACAACGAGGGCACUGGCAUAAAGCGCUGUCAGCAUACAAAGAAGCGCUGCAAAUACUGCCGGACACAAAUACACCGAUCGUUGGCUGGACACGACAUAGUGUCCUUUCAAUGGUGGGCGAGAUUUAUGUGCAGCUACAACAAUGGCCGAUGGCCGAGCACAGUUUAGUAUCGGCACUGGCCGCAGCGCCGCACCACGCUGGCACUCACGUCACAUUAGCUCAAAUACUCGCCAGAAAUGCAAGUAGAAGUAUUGAAGCUGAAAUGUGGUUUAAAAAAGCACUCACUUUAGCACCUAACGAUCCGUCAGUAAGAGAUCAGUUUGGUAUGUUCCUGAGAUCACAACGGCGUCUCAGGGAAUCAGCAGAACAGUUAGUAGCAGCAGCUCAGUUAUCACCAACGGAUAGUGCGCGAGCGGCUUCGGCUGCGCGGGCGCUGAGGGAUGCGCGACGUUGCCGCUCUGCCGAGAGGUGGUAUGCGCGCGCUGUACAGUUAAAUCCUGAUGACGCCGAGUACCAUUCAAAUCUUGGUGCCAUCCUCCAUCUCAACGGGAAGUAUGCAGCAGCGGCGACCUCUUACCGGCGAGCGCUGCAACUACAACCCAAUGACGACAUUACCAUCACCAACCUCAAAAGAGUCAGAGCAUUAAUGAGCAAACAACGCAGAAAAUAAUCGAAACAGGCCUCUUGUACUUGGACACAUCAUAUAGAUGAAAUAGGAUGUCAAUUGCCAAAAGUAUUGUUAG